This is a messenger RNA of Hyaloperonospora brassicae, 1128 nucleotides long. NCBI's taxonomy places the organism in Eukaryota, Oomycota, Peronosporomycetes, Peronosporales, Peronosporaceae. The record is from the annotation of a GenBank genome assembly.
AUGCAGCCGCUUAUCCUGUCGCUGCUGCUGGUGGCCGUCGCGUGGCAGCCGCUCGAGGGGUACCACGCGCCUGCGACGCACGACCGCUACACGGUCGUGCGUCGGAUGGACGAAGGUGACGCUGUCGUUGCGGUCGUGCGGCGCAAUGAGCUCUUGUAUCUGCUCUACGACGAAACGGUCAUUGGGGCCGAGUUCGAUCACCCGACUGUGCGCGACCAGACGGUGUUUCCCGGCUUUGCGAUCAUGCAGUGUGCAGCUUAUUUGCAGGAUAAGCCCACGCGCGCCGUGCAGAUUGGACUUGGCAUCGGGUCCGUCCCGACGUUUUUGCGCGCAAUGGCGAUCCCAACAGACGUUGUGGAGAUUAGCCGUGCAGUGGUGACCCAAGCGACGGAUUACUUUCAUGGCCGCACCUUUGUGAUGGACGGGUUGAAGUUCGUAUCCAGUACGCCGUCGCAGAUCAUAGGAGGGACAACCCACGAGCGUCCGUACGACCUCUUUAUCGUGGACGUGUACACGGGCUGGAACCCGUUUGCUUUUUUCGUCCGUGAAAAGAUGCUCCAAGUCCGUGAGAACUGGUUGACGCUAAACGGCGUCCUCGUUAUGAACUUUGUCGGGUACGUGCACGGUCCUCAUGCAGUGGUCCCCAAGUCCAUCUACCGCACGUUGCAGAGUGUGUUCAAGUACGUCAAGUGCUAUCGCGAGAUGGAGGAAGUCGACGAGCGCGAUGCGUCCAACCUUGUCUUUUACGCUUCGGACAAGCCAUUCAGCUUCAACUUGCCCACGACCGAGAGGUACCAGGACGCACCCGAUCACACCUACUUCAGCGUGGUCAAGAACUUUCCGAAAUGGGAGAUCUUCGCGGAGCUGCAGGAUCAAGUCGAAGUGGCGGUUCACCAAGAGAUGGAGGAGGAAGAAGUGCGGUUUGUGGCAUCCAACAAGGACGAGUUGCCACAUACUCGAGACACUGCUGCUCCGCGCGUACUCACUGAGCUCGACCAUGGCCAAGAAGAUUUUCGUGAGAUUCAUACGGACACAGAGACUGGCAUGCGCAAGCGCGUUCUCGAGCAGUUCCCUCCAGCACUUUGGGAAGAGCUCAAGCAGAAGUCUGCGACAACGACGACCAAGUAG